Messenger RNA from Penicillium maclennaniae, 969 nucleotides. RefSeq lists its product as uncharacterized. The record is from RefSeq and is a predicted model, not a curated record. NCBI's taxonomy places the organism in Eukaryota, Fungi, Ascomycota, Eurotiomycetes, Eurotiales, Aspergillaceae. Bases 1 to 969 code for a protein of 322 amino acids. The transcript is spliced from 2 exons.
AUGAAGGCCUCUUUCUUCGCCCUCGUCGCUGCGGCUACUGCUGCCUUUGCCGCACCGGCUCCCGCCCCUACCGCUGCUCUGUCUGGCCUGACCGACCUGGUCAGCCUUUCCAGCAUCAAGGGUCUCGCUGACGACCUCAAGCUGGGCGAUGUCACCAAGGAGCUCAAGCUCGAUGAGCUUCCCAAGGUCUCCAGCAUCGGUGACCUCACCAAGCUCCUGAACCUGGACUCCGCUGCCACCAACGGCAUGGCCUCCAAGACUCCCAUCAUCCAGAACGGCAAGGUCCUCCAGGAUCUCGGCCCUGAGCUCCAGAACAUCCUCGUCAUCACCGGCCCUAACGUUACCGCUCUCCUUUCCGGUCUUGGUCUCGGUGCCCUCGGUGCCCCCGUCGGUGGCAUCGUCGCCUCCGCCUCCGGUCUUGGUGGUCUCGUCACUGGUCUCGCUCCCUACGUUAACGGCCUCGUUACUGUCGUCGGUGCUGAUGUCGGUGCUCUUCUCGUUGGCCUCUCCCCCGAGGUUACUGGACUCGUCUCUGGUCUCGGUCUCCCCUCUCUCGGUGUUCCCGUCGGCACUGUCAUCGCUACCGUUGGUACCUCCUUGAAGCGUGGUGAGAUCGUCCAGGACAUCGCCCCCUCCGUCGGCUCUACCCUCCGCGUCACCGGUGCCAACGGUGAGGAGCUCCUCGUCAAGCUGUCUCCCUCCGUCGCCGCUCUCGUCACCGGCCUCGGUCUCCCCACCGUCGGUGUUCCCCUCGGCUCCGUCCUUGUGACCGCCGGCCAGGGUGUUGACAAGCUCCUGAGCGACCUCUCCAUCCCCAUUACCCAGGUCCUUACCAUCACCGGUGAGGACGGCCAGGACCUCCUCGUCAAGCUCUCCCCCGAGGUUGUCUCCCUUGUCUCUGGCCUUGGCCUCCCCACCGUCGGCACCCCCGUCGGUGCUGUCGUUGCCACCGUUGGCAAGAACCUGUAA